Molecule: messenger RNA, 3115 nt
Organism: Saprolegnia diclina VS20
Lineage: Eukaryota; Oomycota; Saprolegniomycetes; Saprolegniales; Saprolegniaceae
Exons: 14
Coding region: 30-3071 (1013 amino acids)
Source: RefSeq, a predicted model, not a curated record
CGCUUGCCGAGAGGUUUCAACAAGGUGCGAUGAGCCGACUCGUGCUCGUGGCCGCCGUCGCCGGCGCGACCCUCGCUGCGCAGAGCGGCGAACCGACCAUGAGCUAUGGCUUCAGCGCCUGCGUCAACAACAAGCGGACGCUCUACUACUAUACGCCGACAGCGCUCACGUGCCCGGCGAAUGGCAGCAGCACGCCCUUUACGCUCAACGCACCGGUGUACGACCUCGACUGUACGGUAUCGUGCGGGCGUGGCGCUGUCCUCGGUGCCAACUUCUCGGGGCCCGUACCUAUCUCGGGCUGCGAGCCGUGCGCGAAUGGAACGUACUCGCUCGGUGGUGGCAACCUCUACAGCGCAGCGACAAGCGCGUGGCAGACGCCGCUCGCGCCCGAGUUCUUCACCGAGUGCUUGACGCGCGACAUCUACUCGGGCGACUGGGUCAACAACUGCAACCCGUGGGUCGCCGACAUCACUGGCGCGUACGUGCACUCGGGCAACAACUCGGACAUCUUGGAGCAGUACUCGGCGACCGUGCUCUACUCGAUUCUGCGGCUCAGCCUCUCGUUUGUCAAGAACGGGUCGGUCACGUUCCAGUACAAGGUGGAUGCUGAGGCGCCGUACGACGGUCUUCUCUUUACGAUGGACGGCGAAACGCGGCUUUCGCUGGUCUCAACGACCGGCGACUGGGUCGAGAAGACCUUUGCCGUCUCGUCCGGAGCCCAUACACUCACGUGGCAGUUUACAAAAGACUACAACGGCGACUCGGGCAAGGACAAGGCGAUGCUUCGCGUGGUCGAAGUUCUCGGCACUGCGUAUGCUGACACGACGUGCCACCCGUGCGGCGGUCUCAUGACGCGCCGCAGCAGUGCCCAGUGCCGCGUCUGCGACGUCAACCAGUACGCAACGACGACAACAAAUGGCACCUUUGCCUGCUUGGCAUGCCCACGCAAUACGUAUGCGCGAGCAGGCUCGAUUGGCGUCGGUGCAUGCAUGACGAGUCGGCCGUGCACGCUGGCCGAUGUCGCUGCCGUCUACACCCCCUGCGUGCGCAACCUUCGCAAUGUGACGCGCUCGUGGGCAGUGCCAAUGACGUGCAAUGCGUCAUUGCCCGACGCCAUCGCGCUGCCGGCCAGCAACGUCAACAUGGACUGCGGCAGCUGCUCGUCGGGCUACUACACGGAUGACACUGGCGUGUGUAUGACGUGCCCCGAUGGCAAGGUCAUCGACCCCAACGGCACGCUCGUCGAAGUCAACGGGUCUGCGUCGGCCAUCAACACCAUGUGUACGACCUGCGGGAUUGGGAUGGUGGCUGUGCGCAGCUUGUCGUUUGGCGGCGCGACCCGCCGGCUCUGGGGCGCGUGGCCAAGCAUUCUCAACAACCAAACCGCCAUUGCAAACGGGUGGAAGCUCACGGAGCUUGGCAUCACGCGCGACUUGUCGCCGAGUAUGCAGCCAUGGACGGGCUCGUAUCCGCUCGACUUUGUGACGACGCAAGUGCACAACGGGACGCUGAGCCUCAACUACACGCUGAGCAACCUCCCGAGCGACCCGCUCAUUGGUCGCGCGUGGCUCGAACUCUUUGUCAACAGAGACCCGACCGUGCUCUCGCAUGCGUCCGUGAACGGCAGCUUCUUUGUCCAAGUGCCCAUUCCGCUGCGGCUCGACGGUAACAGCACGCUCGUCGUCUCGGUCGUCUGGCGUACGAGCAACGCAGCCGUCGCCAAGGUCGCGACCAUGACCAUUGGAGCGAUCGGCAUCUCUGGCACAGCAACGGGCGGCGCCGCGCUCUGCGACGCUUGCCCUCUCGGCUUUGGACCAAAUGCCAACCAGUCGUUCUGUGUGCCGUGUCCCUCUGGCACCUACUCCCAAGUCUACAACAAUGGCUCGGUGACGUGCCAGUCGUGUCCGCUCAACACGUACUCGAACGGUCAAGCCACGCGCUGCCUUCCGUGCGGCACCAACACGUACAGCACACCAGGAUCGACGGUGUGCGUGGCCCCGACGACGCUUGUCGACACGGCUCACAACAUUACGUACAACCUCGGGAAUCUGCAGCGCCUCGUCGUGCCAGACAACACGUCAGACGCCUAUAUCACGAACGCAACGGUCGCGCUGAGCACGCAGCUCUCCAUUGAUCCGUCGCACAGCGUCAUGCUCGGCGUCUUUCGGCCGGUCACGCCGCAGUUCAACAAACAGUCGACGCUCGUCGUCUCGUCGGUCUUGGCCAACUCGUACAACCAAGUGCUUGUGGGGUCGCCCCAAGCUUACGUCGUCGGCCUCACCAUCACCAACACGAACGAAGCGGGCGGCACGUUUCUCUACAACACGCCGAGCAUGGGCCUGGUGCAGUGCACUGUACCGUCGAAGUACAAUGUUGUCAACGGCGGUGGCAAGAUGGACCUCUCGGUUUUGCCAAAUGGCGGCGGCCUUCGCGCCGUGUACUCGCAAGGGUCGCUCUGCGUGACGGACGAUGCAUCUGCUGUCUUCUAUACCACCACGAUCGACUACGUGUGCAGUCCCACCGCGAGCGCGACGACGACGCCGGUGCUCGUCAACUCGACUGCGUGCUCGUCAUACGCGACGUGGAAAUCGCCCGCAGCGUGUCCUCUCUGCACCUCGACGCUCUUCACGCUGUCGCGGUCGCAGUGCUCUGGCGGCUCCCAAGUGGUCACGUCGACGUCUGCGAUUGCUUGCGUUGGUGGUGAGUCCCCGCCAGCGACCGCGAUCCAGACCUGCUCCGAUAUUGUCUUGGACAAGGACACGGCGGCGAUGGCCGCCGGUGUCGUGCUGCUCAUUAUCGUUCUCGUUGUCGGCCUUCUCGUCGGUCUCGUCAUCAUCUGGCGCCGCUACAAGCACACAAUGCAGGAGUUUUUGUAUCUCAAGGGUCAAAUGAAGUCGGGGCUCCUCGACGGCGGCAGCACGCGGUCGUCGGACGGCACCUUUGAGUUUGCGCCGCGGGACAACGCGGUCGGGUCGCCGCCGGGCCACUUGCAAGCAAGCCACGACGAAGAGAACGACGUCGAGGAAGAAAUCGACCUCGGCCCCAAGCCCACGACCACGGUGACCAUGUAAAAGGUGCUGUGGUGUAGUAAUGCACGACGAGCUUGGAGUUCUUA